Messenger RNA from Plenodomus lingam JN3, 1695 nucleotides. RefSeq lists its product as uncharacterized. Lineage: Eukaryota; Fungi; Ascomycota; Dothideomycetes; Pleosporales; Leptosphaeriaceae. The record is from RefSeq and is a predicted model, not a curated record.
AUGGCGCCUCACCCAGAACUCACCAGUGGUGAGCAGGCUCUAUCGCCCAUGGCUGUACAUGACCUGCAGGUUUCCAAGUCAUUCGUCAAGCGUGCCGAUGGUGCCUAUGUACAGCUUGCGGCCGCCGGUGCCCGCCCGCCCCACGAUCUCUCUGGCCCCGGCUUCCAAGUCCUCUUCGCUCUCAUCGGUGUCGGUCUGUGUUUUGGUGCUAUUUGGUUCUUCUUCUGGGCCAAGAAUGGUGGGUUCAAGUGGAGGAAAGACGACUGGGAAGACUACAAAUCGACUGUGCUUCGUCGCAAGGGACCGGAUGGCAAGACCUUGUCCAACGCUACCAAGAGCACGAGACUUGGUGGUGGCAGUGUUGUUCACGGAGGCAGCUACGGUGCCCCUAGUACCCUUGGAUUCACAGAUGAGACUGGCACACAGGCAGAUGGCAAUGAGUACCGCGAUGCUGAAGAAGGCAAUGGUGGUCUCCGCGGAGGUGAUGGGCGUCGCGAGAAGAAGCACCGCCGUGACCACACCAAUGACUACAAGGACCCUGAGCUACGCAACUACCGCCACGAAAAGGCUGCCCGUGUCGGUGGCCUGAAUGGUCUCGCUGACGGCAUCUACACCGACUACUCUGGCUCUCAGCCCGCUUCUGAGCUUGGCUCCCACGUCUCCAGCAACGCUCCCCUCGUCAAGAAGAGCAAGGAAGUCCGAGACCCCAAGAAAGAAGCCAAGGCCAAGGAACAGCGCGCAAAGGAGCGUUUCCGCAAAGCCAAACUCGCGGAGAAGGAAGCUGCAAAGAAGGCCGCUGCCGAUGCCAAAGCCCGCAAGGAAGCCGAAAAGGCUGAAAUCAAGCGCACCAAGGCCGAACAGAAGAAGAUGAAGAAGGCUAGAUCGGAAGCUGCUCCCUCGGAGGGCUCCCCUGAGAUGGCAGAAGUUACCCAACCCUUGACUGAAUACACUCACGCAUACACCGAGUACACUGCUCCAUCGGAAGCUGGAUACACGGAAUACACUGGCUACACCGAGGAAUCACGAGCCAUUGCCCCCAUCCCCAAGCCUGCCUCGGACAUCCGUCGUUCCACUACCAAGGGCCCUGCUGGACCUCGUCGCGCUCCUCCAUCCGCAGCAUACUCGUUCACUACUGGCGAUGACACAAACACGGUAUACUCGGACAAUGCCCGCACAGAAGCCCGUACUGCGCCCUCUGAAAUGAACGAGUCUUCAUACUACUCCGACUACCGCCCCAACGCCGAUCCCAGCGUCUACACCUCCAGGACGAGCAAGGACAAGACGCGCUCGCGCUCCGCCCGCCCCUCUCAAGACCGUGAACGCCGCCAAUCUGCGCGCGCAUCGCGCGAAUCUGCAUCGCAGCCCCGCCCAUCCCGCGAACUCGUCACUGCAUCAGCACGCCCUCGCCCAUCCUCUUCUCGCCCGACCUCGCAGUCUCCACGUAAGCAGCAGCGUCCUGAAGCACCGCCAAGUGACAUCUUCACGGCGGCGAACGGAGAGGCAAAGGGUAACAUGAGUUAUCCGUGCUACAUUCCGGGACUGAGUCAGGCGGGCAGUGUCGGCGUUGGAGAGAGCGUCAGUCAAGUUGGUGCGCCGUCGAGUGCGAGGAGGGGAGGCAGGGACGUCAUGGACGGGUAUAGACGUGGGGGUGUGAGGACGGUGGGUCGAAGGGAUAGUCUCAGUGACAGUGACUAG